GCAACGAGGUGAUCCGCUUCCUGCAGGACGAACUGCAGCUCAAGGACUCGCGCAUCCGGGAGCUGCGCAACGAGCUGGACAAGCUGCGCACCGUGGUGCAGGGCCAGCUGACGGUGCAGCUGCAGCAAGUGCACCUCAGCCCGCUGCUGCGCUCCAAGAGGCAGGCCAUCUCGGCGGAGCCUUCCAGGGACCACCACCCCGUGGAGAAGGUGGACAAGCCCGACUACUCCCGGGAACUCAUCAAGGCGGCCAUCCUGGACAAUGACUUCAUGAAGAACCUGGAGGCGGCGCAGAUCCGGGAGAUCGUGGACUGCAUGUACCCCGUCGACUACUCGGCCGGCUCGCUCAUCAUCAAGGAGGGCGAUGUGGGCUCCAUCGUGUACGUCAUGGAAGAGGGCCGCGUGGAGGUGUCUCGCGAUGGCAAGUACUUGUCGACGAUGGCCCCGGGCAAGCUGUUCGGCGAGCUGGCUAUUCUUUACAACUGCAAGAGGACGGCCACCAUCAAAGCCGCAAACGACUGCAAGCUGUGGGCCAUUGAACGACAAUGUUUCCAGACCAUUAUGAUGCGUACUGGUCUUACCCGCCAGGCGGAGUAUAUAGACUUCCUCAAAAGUGUUCCUAUCUUCAAGAAUUUACCAGAGGAGACACUUAUCAAGAUUUCAGACUCUUUAGAUGAGACCUACUACAAUGCUGGAGAUUACAUCAUUCGUCAGGGUGCCCGUGGAGAUACAUUUUUCAUCAUCAGCAAAGGCCGCGUGAAAGUGACCAUCAAGCAGCCUACAGGGACAGAUGAUAAAUAUAUUCGCUCUCUCUCAAAGGGUGACUUUUUUGGAGAGAAAGCUCUGCAAGGGGAUGACCUUCGAACAGCAAAUAUAAUUGCUGAUGAUCCUGAUGGUGUGUGUUGUUUGGUGAUCGACCGUGAAACUUUCAACCAGCUCAUCUCAAGCCUUGAUGAAAUAAGAACUCGAUACAGGGAUGAAAAUGUUGAGAGAAGAAGAAUAAAUGAAGAGUUUGAGGUGGUUCGCCUUACCGAUCUUCGAGUGCUGGCUACCCUUGGAGUUGGAGGUUUCGGACGUGUUGAGCUUGUUCAAAUUCAAGGAGAUGCUAAUCGUUCCUUUGCUCUCAAGCAAAUGAAGAAAAGCCAGAUUGUAGAAACAAGGCAGCAACAACACAUCAUGUCAGAAAAAGAAAUCAUGGGUGAAGCUGACUGCCCAUUCAUAGUCAAAUUAUUUAAGACAUUCAAGGACCGUAAAUACCUGUACAUGCUGAUGGAAUCCUGUUUGGGAGGUGAACUGUGGACCAUUCUCCGUGACAAGGGCCACUUUGAUGACUCUACGACCAGGUUUUACACUGCUUGUGUUGUGGAAGCAUUUGAUUAUUUGCACUCAAGAAACAUCAUAUACAGAGAUCUGAAGCCUGAAAACCUUCUACUCGAUGAAACAGGAUAUGUCAAAUUAGUAGACUUUGGAUUUGCUAAGAGGCUUCAGCAUGGCCGCAAGACAUGGACAUUUUGUGGCACACCUGAGUAUGUUGCGCCUGAGGUUAUUCUGAAUCGUGGUCAUGACAUCAGUGCUGACUAUUGGUCCCUUGGUGUUCUUAUGUUUGAGUUGUUGACUGGCACACCACCUUUCACGGGAGCUGAUCCAAUGAAGACAUACAACAUAAUUUUGAAAGGAAUUGAUGCUAUUGAUUUUCCAAGGAAUAUUACCAGGAAUGCCACUGCUUUGAUCAAGAAGCUUUGCAGGGACAACCCUGCAGAACGUCUUGGCUAUCAAAAAGGUGGCAUCAGUGAAAUCCAGAAACACAAGUGGUUUGAUGGCUUCAAUUGGGAAGGCUUACGUAACCAUACACUGAGCCCUCCAAUCACACCUAAUGUCCGCAGCGUGACAGACACCAGUAAUUUCGAUGAGUACCCUGCAGAUGCUGAUCAACCUCCCCCAGAUGAUAUCUCUGGCUGGGAUUCAGAAUUUUGAAUGACAUCAAAGGUAUAUGAUGCAUUUUAGCAGUGGCAUUUUUUGAUCCCUUGCUGGAAUGUAGCAUCUAUGAUUUCAACAAUAAGAGGAGAAUCAUGAAAUGCAGGUAGUUUGGUAUGUGUUCAUUGUGUUUUUACCAGUCUCUGUAAUUCAUUGUGGCAGGUGUUUGCAUUUUAUUCUAUCAAUUCAUCGCUGAAAAUACUAAAUGUAAUAAACAAAUUGUGAAUGACUGAUUUUGUACUGCUAGGCUUGAUGUCACACCAUACUUUGUUACUGCCAAUGCAAUAGAUUUUGUUUAUAACUUUCAUGCAGUACAGUUCCAUCAGAUGCUUUUCUAUGAUGUCAAUUUUUAUUGUUCCUCCUGGAACAAGACCUUUCACUUGUACGGGCAUGCAGUGCAUUCAUUACUUCUGAAAUUCCUUAAGGUUUUUAUUUGCCACAAGAGACCUGAGAAAGAUCCCUUUUUUGCUUCUGAAUGUUUGCCCAAUUGCUUUGGUACUUAUACAGCCAUGUAAGUUUUCUUUUUUUGUUGUUUUUUUUUAAAUUAAUUUGAGAGAGAAGUGAUUUUGUUGCUUUCUGGCAUUUUUCAAAUUCUAAUAAUUGUUAGUUCUAUCAGAAUGUGUUUAGUACUGUUUGUGAUCCUGAAAUUGUUGUUGUGAUGUUUGUAUCCAUUAUCAGAUUGUCUGUGUGCAGCAAUUUUUUUUUCCCGAUAAUUUUUAUUUGUUAUACAUGUGCUUUUUUGGUGCGGUCUUUUAAUGUUGAGAAAAUUUUAAAGUUUGCUUUCCAGGCACCUCUUGUUAUCCUUUGAGAUUUUGCAUCAAAAAUCCUUUAGCUGUUGGAAAGGCUGAAGCAGAUUAUCAAUGAAUUUAUUAUUAAGAUUUAUAGGAACAAAAGACCCACUUAAUUUUUCUUAAUCUAGUCUGUGAGAUCCUAAUCAAUAUGCCGUUGUAGAAUUCUAUUUGAUAUUUUUUAUUAUUUAAAUAACUCUUGUCAAAUGUGUAGGUAGCCCAGUUUUGACUUGAGCUUAUGUGUGUGUUAAAAAUAAAGUGAGAUCUUGGCCUCAUCUCCAUGCAUUGUAAUAUAUGUCAUGUACCAUCAUCUAAAAAAAAUAUUUGUGGGCUCUUUAUGCAAGAAAACACUGGUAGUUCUUCUUUGCAAAGGUUUGAUCAUGAUCAACAAUUGGCUCAUAUCAUAGAUUGUGUUGGUUGUACUAUUCCAUAGCACAACUACAACCAAUAGAAACUCACAACUUAAAAUUUUGUCUUUACAUUUUCUGUUUAAUUUAAAUUGUGCUCCUUAUGUAUUGCCCUCAUGUUCAACAUGAAAGUAAAGUAAAUUGUAAUCAAAUCAAAUGUUAAAGAAUUGUUGCAUAUUGUGUAUAUUAAGUUGCUCUUGCACUGUGAUGCUUCUCUUAAGUUAUCAAUCUCAUUGUUGAGUGCAUAAACAUUGUUGUGCUAGAUAUUAUGCUGCAGUGCCAUCUUCAGUAGUACACCUUCCUUAAACGUGAUACUACUCACCUCAGGAGGUGAGGGCUUGAGAAUUAUGUGCAACCUAGAGUCUUUUAACUUGUAAGUACAAUUGUAUGGAGUGCAAGGAUUUUUACUUAUAGCAUUGUUUAUCGUUUUAAAUUAAAUUUGUAAUUGCGAUAUUCUUGCCAUAUGAGAGAGCUUCUGAUUAGUUGUAUAUUACCUAAUGUCAAGUCAGAAUAUUUUUUUUAAAAGAGUUUGUUACUAUUUUGUACGUGUCUGUACAGUUUUAUUUUAUGUAAAAUACCUUCCGUUUUAUGCUAUUGUAGGUAAUUGUUGAGGUGUUGUUGCUAGGAUGUCAUAAAAACAGGUGCGUUGCCUGAUAGAGUGAUAGAUAAUGUAAUAGUGGAUUGUGGUCAAUGAAUGUGUAAAUGUUUCUUAUUACUGAAGCCUCUUAAAAUUUAAAAGCUGGCAAGAUUGAGGAAGCCAGUGCUGGACCACUUGAGCUGCCUUUAAAAAGUUUUGUGUUACUGGUUUCUGUUCUGAAGUUAGAAACACUGGUUAAAAGCUGUACUGUGUUAUUGACUUCUUUGUUAACUGAUGCACUCUGUUCUAUGGUAAUAAACCUGAAGUCCUAAAACUUGA
Thrips palmi is the source of this 4084-nucleotide messenger RNA. It is a transcript of the gene for, whose product is annotated as cGMP-dependent protein kinase, isozyme 2 forms cD4/T1/T3A/T3B. The record is from RefSeq and is a predicted model, not a curated record. Bases 270 to 1973 code for a protein of 567 amino acids. Gene Ontology annotation, molecular function: cGMP-dependent protein kinase activity; ATP binding. Gene Ontology annotation, biological process: protein phosphorylation. Lineage: Eukaryota; Metazoa; Arthropoda; Insecta; Thysanoptera; Thripidae. The transcript has 15 exons.